This is a messenger RNA of Stegodyphus dumicola, 783 nucleotides long. RefSeq lists its product as uncharacterized. NCBI's taxonomy places the organism in Eukaryota, Metazoa, Arthropoda, Arachnida, Araneae, Eresidae. The record is from RefSeq and is a predicted model, not a curated record.
AUGGGCAGCCGUAAAAUAAAAGCCCUGUCAACAAUACAAAGACCUUUUGCUCUCAACAUUAGCAAGGCAUAUAGAACAACCGCGACAAAUGCAGCACUUGUGCUUACCGGGCUCACACCCCUUCACAUCAGGGCCAAGUUAGAAGCAAUAUAUGAGCGGGUAAUAAGAUUAAAGGAGAAUGCUGCACUCGACACCACAGUCUUCAGCACGCUGCAGUACGAAACACCAGGCAGCACACAGCACGUGCACCCAGCACAUAAAAACUCGGGCAUACACGUCAAAAUAGCAAAGAGAUCUACGCCGCGAAUAGAGGAUGUACCAGUCGCCUCGCAAUUCUACACAGAUGGCUCCAAACAUGAUAACGGAGUGGGUUGUGCUUAUGCUUAUUAUGAGCAUGGUACACUUCACAGUCAAUGGAAAGGUCAUCUUGCAGCUCACAAUAGUAUCUUCCAGGCGGAGGCCAUAGCAAUUGAAGCGGCAAUACAGUACGCACAUGACAUACAACUUGCACGAACAGAAAUCUGCACAGACAGCAUGUCAGUGCUGCAGGCAUUAAAGAAUCAUCAUCACACAUCUCCCAUAAUCCUGCAAAUCCAACAGACAUUGCAUAGCAACCAGCAAUCUAACAUCAAGCUAAAAUGGGUAAGAGGCCACUCUGGGAUCGCAGGCAAUGAGAUGGCAGAUCAACUGGCCAAUGAGGCAGCAAUCAACAAUAAUGCACAGGCUGUCUCAGCACUAAUCCCGUCCGUUUUUAAAAAGACAACUAAGAGACAUAGGGAAUAA